AUGGGUCAAGUUCUUUCUCGUUUUAAUAUUCAUUUACACACUCGUAUGAAUCAGUAUGAGAACAAUCUGAUACCAAUUCAUUACAAGUGUCGUAAUUGUGGUAUACCAUGUGAUAAAUCGAAAUCGACAACAACGUGUGUCAAUGCAAAAUAUACCCGAACAGGUACGAAAGAGCAACCGUUAGUUAAUCGAACGGUUGUACCAGAUAACAAAGUUCGUUGGUCAACAUCUUAUGAUUAUCAUCCAGUUGAAUUCACAUCCGAAAAAGUUAAAAGCUCAACGAAGGAAUAUGUUGAUCGCGAUCCUCGAUUCGAUUUAAGUGUAACAAUUCCAUGGAAUCAAGAUGAUCGAGGGUGUGAUAGAAGAUCAUAUCAUGGUAUGUACAAAAUCGUUGGGCGUGUCCCACAAAAUCCAUGUGGACGAACGGGUAUAACUGGACGAGGACAUCUUGGUCAUUUUGGUCCUAAUCAUGCUGCUGAUCCGAUUGUUACACGUUGGAAACGGGAUGCCAAUAAUCAAAUAGUUAUGCAUCCAACAACGCAAAAGCCUAUUUUACAAUUUGUUUGUAUAUUACGAAAAGAUACUCGGGAAUACGCUAUACCGGGUGGAAUGGUUGAGAAAAAAGAGAAAGUUACCGAUACGUUACAACGCGAAUUUCAUGAAGAAACAUUGAAUUUUCCAGAUAUGAAUGAACGCGACAAGCAAAGAUUACUAGCAACAAUAAAAGAUGUUUUUGAAAAUGGUGGUAUUCGAAUCUAUUGUGGUUAUGUCGAUGAUCCAAGAAAUACAGAUAAUAGUUGGAUGGAAACAACAGCAUACAAUUUUCAUGAUGGUAGCAACGAACAUCUGGCAUUGAUCAAUGUUCACGGUGGAAGUGAUGCUUUAAGUGCGUUUUGGCACGAUCUAGGUUCGGAAACACCAUUGUAUGCAAGUCACGCCGAAUUUUUGAAGAAGGUCGCCGAUAUUCAUCUAGCACACUGGUAG
Molecule: messenger RNA, 984 nt
Organism: Adineta ricciae
Lineage: Eukaryota; Metazoa; Rotifera; Eurotatoria; Adinetida; Adinetidae
Source: the annotation of a GenBank genome assembly